This is a messenger RNA of Vigna umbellata (rice bean), 573 nucleotides long. NCBI's taxonomy places the organism in Eukaryota, Viridiplantae, Streptophyta, Magnoliopsida, Fabales, Fabaceae. The record is from RefSeq and is a predicted model, not a curated record.
AUGAAGAAUGAAUUCGAAAUGACAGAUCUUGGCAACAUGGGUUACUUCCUCGAACUGGAAUUCAUGCAGACAGAAGGUGGAAUGUUCAUACAUCAACGAAAGUACAUUUUAGAGACAUUGGAAAGAUUUAACUUGAAGAACUGUAACUGCACAUCCAUACCUGUCAUGGUAAAUUUGAAACUCUCUUGUCAACAAGAAGAAACCAAAGUUGAUGCAACAUUGUUCAAGCAGAUAGUAGGAACUCUUCGUUACAUAUGCAACAGCAGACCAGACAUCAGUUUCGGAGUUGGACUCCUCAGCAGAUACAUGCACGACCCUAGACAGUCUCAUCUCGCUGCUGCCAAGCACAUUCUACGUUAUUUGAAGGGAACAACAGAUUAUGGCCUCUAUUUCCCCAGGAAAGUUGAUUGCACAAACGAUGUUUUAGAGGCAUGGUGUGAUGCAGACUGGAGUGGUGAUCAAGUGGACAGAAAGAGCACUUUUGGGUAUGUGUUUAAACUAAUGGGAGCUUCCAUAUCGUGGUGUUCGAAGAAACAAAACGUCGUAGCGCUCUCAUCAUGUGAAGCAGAAUAA